AUGAAUAAUGUAAAUUAAUUUGAUAGAUCAUUGUUGACAGUUGAUAUAGUAGGUGCUUAACCAAAAUAGAAGAGUUCUUACUUAGACAAGAUAAUUCCAUAAGAUAUUCGCUAAACAAAUAAUAUGAAAUUGCAGUUUAUCUAAUAUUAUAAUAUUUUCUAGAUAUACAAUACCUAAAUAAGAUCCCCAAUAUGGACGUAGGAGAUAUUAGCAUGAUUUUCAUCAUUUCUGCAAUAGUUGUGUUCCUUAAGGAGAGAACUAUUUUGAUGGUUCGCACAAAAAACAUUAUAACUUACAUUAAGGAGAAAUCAAAUAAUAUAGAGCUUUAGAGAAUUAUUAUGAUUAACCAAAGUAUUAGUAUAUAAUAUAAGGAAAUUUAUAAGGGGACAGAUUAUUGGCAACUAAUGAUAUAGAAGGAGCUAUUCCAGGGACAUAUACAAGUAAGGUUGUGAGAAAUUAAGAGAAAGCAUAGAAAAUAAGACAAGAGAGAGAUUAUUUAAGAGCUUAAAAUAAUAAGGCACUUUAUCUUUCUUAAUUGGAAUCAAAUAUAAAUUAUUAAUCUGAAUUUGAAAAAUAACCAUAAAGAAAUAAAUCAUAUUCUAUCUAAAUUACUCCUUAAAAUUAAGUAUUUGAAAAUAAGGUUACUGAAAUACAAUAACCAAAAUAUGAAUACAUGAAUAAACCUAUGAAACUUCCACCUAUAUUAGAGAGAGAAACACCUGUAAUCAAUCCUAUAUCUAAUAAAUUGUAAUUACGUUAAAAUUACAAAAAUUAUCUUUUAGAAGAUUAUGAUAAGACAAUAUCCAUGUUAUAAUAAAAUUAACCUAUGAGAUUAUUUGUAUGA
Paramecium pentaurelia is the source of this 844-nucleotide messenger RNA. The record is from the annotation of a GenBank genome assembly. NCBI's taxonomy places the organism in Eukaryota, Ciliophora, Oligohymenophorea, Peniculida, Parameciidae.